AAGGCUUCCAAUAGCUUCCCAUUCCUCUGAGACUAGGAGUGCUCAUUUCUUCCCAGACGCCUUGGACAGCAACAGAAAAGAGGAGUUUCACUGCUCGUUUCUCUUUCGCCUGCUCAAGACUGUCAGUCCAGUGAAGCAUCAAAAAACGUAAAUGACUGAGCAAUGACAUCUCUGCAGACAUGUCCUCUUUCAUUGCUGCUUGUUAUUGCAGUACAUUGUUCCAACUCGCUUGAAGACAACAAGAUCCCCAGUUUGUGCACCGGAAGCCCAGGUAUCCCAGGAUCCCCUGGACUGCACGGCAGCCCUGGUCAGCCCGGCAGGGAUGGACGAGACGGUCGUGAUGCUCGACCCGGAGAGAAAGGGGAAACAGGGGACAGAGGAGAACCAGGUCAGCCGGGCGUGAGGGGCCUAGCGGGAGACCGAGGUGAUCCAGGAGAAAAAGGAGAGAGAGGAAGUCCGGGUGAGUGUGCGGUGGCCCCCAAAUCAGCUUUUAGCGCCAAACUGUCUGAGUCCCGCACAAGCCCAAUGGCGGUAGGGGACGCGGUGCACUUCGACAAAAUCAUUUUGAAUGAGCAGGGGGAUUACAAUCCCGAAACGGGACGAUUCACCUGCAGAGUGCCGGGUGUUUACUACUUCGCCGUUCACGCCACAGUCUACCGCUCCAGCUUGCAGUUUGACCUUGUAAAGAACGGACACACUGUGGCCUCCUACUUUCAGAUCUUUGGUAACUGGUCCAAACCAGCCUCUCUGUCUGGAGGGACACUAGUACACUCGAUUCCAGGAGAUCAGGUGUGGGUGCAGAUGGCCCUGGGCGAGUACACUGGUUUUUACUCCAGCCCGAAGACAGACAGCACUUUCACUGGUUUCCUAGUGUACUCAGACUGGAAAGACUCUGCUGUUUUUGCAUAGAUUUAAAGUACACUGCAACUAACCUUUCUCUGUCUAAUAAAGGUUUCAUGAAUUAGAAAAAUA
This is a messenger RNA of Carassius carassius (crucian carp), 972 nucleotides long. RefSeq names its product complement C1q tumor necrosis factor-related protein 5-like. The record is from RefSeq and is a predicted model, not a curated record. Bases 163 to 909 code for a protein of 248 amino acids. Gene Ontology annotation, molecular function: protein binding. NCBI's taxonomy places the organism in Eukaryota, Metazoa, Chordata, Actinopteri, Cypriniformes, Cyprinidae. The transcript has 3 exons.